AUCUUCUUGACAGUUUUUAUUCUUUUAGUAUACUCGCUCAUCGACGAGAUUUAUCCUUGACAUAAAUUUGUCGUGUGGCCUAAUCUAUUGGUUACAUGAAGUUGUUGUUUAUUGUUAGUUUUCAACCGAUCAUGAUCAUGAUCCGGUCAGCUAUGGUGUACUAAUGGUAUUAGUGCAGUUUUUCUUGAUAUUCUGUGUCUGUUCUGCUGCUAGACUGCUGCUAUGCUGCAUAUGCAUGCAGCAGUUGUCAAUCCAAGUCACUGCAGUCAGACCUCUGAGGCGGAGUCAUUAUGUGUGAUGCCUGUGAUAUGUUUAUCUUGUAUGUAUGUGCAUGAGCCUAUGGAUGCAGCACAUAACACUUACAGUAGACCUGCUGUAAAGCUCUUGCACGGCUGCUAGCGGGAUUUUCUCACCUGAUGAGAGUCUAGGAAAUGGCGUUGUCAAUCCUAUCUUAUUACCAUUCUUCAAACUGUGGACUGUCAGUUGAUUUAGUGCUUCGUUGGUGUGUAGCUGUCUAGCUACAUUGAUGUUUUGGUCUUCGAGUUGAGGUAUGGAUUAACUACACGGAUGGUCUUAUAGCUGUGAUGUACCACGAGCAAAGGGAAAACUCGUUUUCGACUAUUUUUAUGAACGACAUUACAUUUGAACGAAUUCUUGUGUUAUCUUGGGAUAUGGUGUGUUCUCGAUAUUUUCAUGGUGACAACUGUUCUUGCUACUGUAAGUCUCAGAAUGACAAUGGUGGCCAGUACACUUGCUCAAGCAAUGGAACGAAGGUUUGUCUACCAGGAUGGGCAGAUCCGGGGAUAAAUUGCAGACAAAUUUUAGUAUAUUGUUGGUCUGCAAUCAGUAUCCGGAAGUAUCCAAUUACACCGUGACUUUACAAGUUAACAAAGAUGCACCUGACAUCUUAUCACGUGACCUCACUUUACAGGCAUCUCUGUCUACACACAUACAUGGGGUUGAUGCUACGUGCACAAAAUAUGAAGAACAACAUUAGUACAAGCAUAGAAACAUAGAAACACAGGAUGCCUUGUCUUGCUUGAACUAAUUGGUGCAAAGCAGAUUAGGAGUCCAACGUACUACGAGACUCUACAGACCAGUUUCUUCUCACUGAUUGAGCUUUUCUGCUGGCAUGUUUGUUUAUAUGUUGCUAUGCAUAUCAGCAGCAGUACCAACCACUGUGUUGACAGAUGGCAUACUGGAGAUUAAUUUUAUUGAAUAUUACGAUAAAAAUUUGAUGCUGGCCAAUGGUGUGUGCUGUCACCACUAUUGCCUUGAAAGUUGUGGCAAUAUAUUUAGGGUUAGUUUUCGAGAGUUUAGAAGCAAGGAAUCGUGUGAACAUUCUACGAUUCAAGAGAAUCCGCCUUUGUACACGAUAAUGACCGGAGAGAUUUUGACACAAAGGAGUGUGCAACCACCCGAAGGGCACUCCCACUUUUUCUCAUUUGGAGAAAGUUUGGGAAAUAACGAGAGUAAUCCUCUCCGAUUGCCAUUCAAACAGCUACAUGAGGGACGGUUUGGUCUCACUGUUUUGAUUACCAAUAAGUACAGUAACCAUGGCAAUGAUAUAGUUGGUGUAAUGAAUUAUAAUUAUCGUCCAGGAUUGCUUGGUUCCACGCUGUUUAUCAACGACUGCAAUUUUAAGAAGUUUCUUUUGUUCAGUUGGCGUGUUUUGUGUGGUGAUCACUUUUAUGGUGACGGUUGCUCGCGAUUUUGUGCUCCGAGAAAUGACAGCGAGGGUCACUACUAUUGCUCAAAAAAUGGAACGAAAGUUUGUCUUCUAGGAUGGAAGGAUCCACAAACUGACUGUCGCAAACGUAUUGAUGAAACUGAUGGGCAUGAUGGAAAAACUUGUCAAAACAAUCUGAAUAAUUUCGAUUUGUUAUACAAAUUGCGGGACUGCAGUAGAGCACAUGAUCCAGUCAUAACAUCUUUGGUUUUCAAUCCUCAAGUUCCGAACAGUAAUGUCCACAAGCCUGCUCAUUUAGUCCGUUCGCCUCACACGUUGACCACUCUGAGUACAGUGUCCUCACGAGAUCGAAAACAGAUGACAGUAGUGGAACAGAUUUGUCCAUUGAUAUCAAACAUGUUUCCUUGGCAUUCUCAUCUGAUUGAUAAUAUUGUUGAAUUGCUGCUGGAGAGAGGUCUUUUUGAGUUGUUUCCCAUCAGAAAAUGGAUUCAGUCGUUGCAUAAAGAAGUCGAGGAGACUAAAGCGUGGCUGCUAGGCCAUUAGUUUGCUGUUUGCUAUGUAUAUGCUAUUGUAUAUAUGACAAUGGCGUUCUGUUUUAAUGGUACAGUAUAGUACAGUGUGACUGUCUUGAAAUUAUAGCUCGAUUUGCUGGUUUUGAACAAUCACGUUAUUGACAGAUUUAUUUAAUUGAUUAUUUCAGUUUAUAA
Molecule: messenger RNA, 2397 nt
Organism: Corticium candelabrum
Lineage: Eukaryota; Metazoa; Porifera; Homoscleromorpha; Homosclerophorida; Plakinidae
Product: delta-like protein 1
Exons: 8
Coding region: 1133-2233 (366 amino acids)
Biological process (GO): cell communication; multicellular organism development; Notch signaling pathway
Cellular component (GO): membrane
Source: RefSeq, a predicted model, not a curated record